AUGUCAGGAAAACUGUCUAAAGCUGAUCGCGACAUUAUUGCACAACAGAAAGACAACAAUCUUGAGUCCGAUCAAUCGGUCGCAAGUAUUUCGGGCAAGACAAGGCCCAGCAAUUACAAGAUGGACGAGUCAAGGUCCAAUAGGAAAUCCAAUGUGAGAAGGAAGAAUGUCGAUAACGAGUCUAGUUCUUCGGCGAAAAGGAGCGAACAGUCCGACAGCGACGACGAUUGGUGGAGUCCUCCUCAAAGGACGUUACGAGUAACCACAGCAGAAAUGAAUCUCAGGUGGGAUCAAUUACAGUGGAAACCACACAAGGACCACUUCUUACGCGGCUCCCAGGAUUGGGGAGUUUAUAAAAAUGACGUGAUGUUCGCUUUGCAGUCGAUAGGGUAUGUUAAAGGGAUCAAAUUAACAAACCUAGAUAAAGCAAAUUUCGGAUCAAUGAUCAGGAGAUCAGUGACCGAUAACCCAAGAAGAAUCAUUGAAGAUUUAAGCAGCGGAUCGGAUAUGAUGAAAUUACUCAACAAGACAUAUCAACAGUCUGGCACAAUACAGGCUGAAAACUUUUUCAAUGACCUAAUAGAGCUGGCUUUCGACGGAGGUAACGCCAUCGAUUUCGUGACAAAAUUUAGAGUCUGCGUUAGAGACUUUAAAUCAACUGGUCAGGAGUUAGCUGACAAUAUCACAAUACUUAUAUUCAAACGUGCGGUCGAGAAAAGGGCCCACAGAUGGCAUUGUGAGGCCUCACAUACCUCAAAAACCAAACAAUGGUCGUUGGAAGAACUGAUCAACGAUUUCAUCUCCAACCACAGUCUCAAGGCUUUUCAUAACACAAACAAAUACCAUCCCAACAGAGACUUUCGGGUAAACAACAACUUUGACAACAAAAGGGGAGAUAAAGCCGAUAUUUGGCUAGGUCAAAUUGAAAAUAGAGGCAAGCUGGCCUUUAAACCUAAAAUAAAUCAGGGUGACAAGAACCCUGAGAGUAAGAACCAAGUUGUAUGUUACAUUUGUGGAAAAACUGGUCAUUAUGCAAAUAAUUGCCAUAGCAAGAGGGGAACAACUCAAGGUCCUCAUCGAUGUCACAUCUGUAGGGGCAAUCACUAUGCAAGAGAGUGCCCGGCUCGAAAGUCAGAUCAUGAUCGUCCUUUAAAUCAAAUUUCAACGAAGGGUAAAGAAAAGAUGAUCGAGUAUAAUGUUGGUAAUGAUUGGUACGAUGAGUGGAUGGAAGAAAAUGGGAUAGUAAACAACCCAGAGAUUGAAGAGACGCCACACUCAAGUAAUGAUGAUAGCUCAUGCUAUGGAGUGAGUUUAAACUUUGCCCAUCAACUGAAUAACGCAUCAAUUAACUCUUUAAUUAGAAAGAGGUGGCUGUUUGAUACAGGGGCUGAUAUUAAUGCCACUAACAACCUAAAGAAUUUUGUCAAGGAGUCUGUAAGGAACUUAAGACCACGGGAGGUGGCAAUAAGGACAGGCAGUGGAGUUAUUUAUCCAGAGAAAAUAGGCGAAGUAUGCCUCAAGGUCAGAAAUUCAAAAAAUAAAGCGAGAAGGCUCAGAUUAAAGAAUGUCUUUUAUGUUAAGAAUCUUCCCGUAAACAUUAUAAGCGGCGAAUUGUUUUACAGAGGUGGAUGCUCAUUACAAGGUGAAAAGCUUGUUGACAGUAAUGGAAGUAUUAUAUCUUUAAUAAACGUCAAUAAACGAGGAUUUUUUCUCUGGCUUUCUGGAGAAGAUGAACCAAUGAAACAUAUCAAAUCAGGAUUCCCGUGCCAAUUAGACAAAGAACACAACAGUAAAAAUUCAAAAAUUCCCUCUGAUGAAACCAUUAGAAACCUAACCUUGUGGCAUCGAAGAUUAUGCCACCCAAGCGCAGAUAGGUUGCGGUGGACAAUUAAAAAUACUACUGGCAUAAACCUGACCCCGAGUGAUGUUAUCAAUAUACCAUGUGAGGCUUGUGAUCUAGGUAAAUUUGUAAAAUACACUACCAAUGAGAGACGACGACGAGCUGAAUACGUCGGAGAAGGAUGGCACUGUGACUUGGGAUCGAGCAACCCUAAAACCAUGGAUGGCAAUAGUUACUACUGUUUAACGACGGAUGAUCUAUCUAGAUACCGUUUCCUCAAGCCACUGAAGACCAAAAAGGAUGCGUCAGUUGAGUUGAUGAACAUCCUGAGAAAUAUUAACGCUGAACUGCAGCUUGAAGGGAGAAGAGUCAGGUGGAUUACAAUUGACGGAGGCAGAGAUUGGGGCAUGUCGAGAUUUGAGGAAUUCGCUGCAGACCAAGGUAUAGAUAUCAUUGUGUCCGCCCCAGACAAUCAGCAUCAGAACGGAGUGUCAGAGAGAGGAAUUAGGUUCAUACAGGACGCUGCCCGAUGCUGCACAAUUCAAACAAAAAUACCAUCGGUAUUUUGGGACAAAAUAAUGGAGACAACAUGCUAUAUACUCAAUAUGACAUCUCAAUCUCCAGUCGAUCAGCACAAGACCCCAUAUGAAGUAUUCUGGUCAGCUAUGAAAGGCAGGCCGAUUAAGCCAGACGUCAGUCACCUCUUAAUUCCCGGAUCAAGAUGCAUAACACAUGUAGAGAAGUCGCGCAGAAUUGCAGGAGAAAAGCUAGACCCCAGGGGUGCAAGGAGUGUGUUUCUCGGAUACAAGGGACGUACAAACAAACUUGUAUGGAUAUUGGGCGGUGGGAGAUUCUUAGUCUCACCAAAUGUUUUAGCAUACAAGAACGUUGGUAAAAAUUUGGGUUGGCCAACAGAAAUCCAAGAAGUAGUGAGGUCAUUGCCAACCAGCGUCCAACAUUGUUUGAGAGCUAGGAAAACCAACUAUGCCAGAGAAGAGGACUGCAAUAGGACACGAAGUGUAUCACUGCCACAUGAACCUAAAGGACAUGGUCGGCCAAAGAAGACAAUUAGAAGACCUUUUGACGAAGCACAAUUGUUCGAAAGUCAAACAAGGAACAAGAACAUGAGCCCAAGCAUAAACAACGAAGAUGAACGCCCAACAGAGGAGGACUCAGAUCACGAGGAAGAAAUUGGACAAAGUGCCCAUUGCCUCAUAGAAAAAUCAAUCAAGAGGCAACUCCAUAACCUACAUGGAGAUGGAGACGACAUGUUUAGGCUAUUAGCUAACUCUUCAUCUGUCGCUAAACAAAUCGUAUCACCAGAUGAACCUAACCUGCAGGAAGCAAUGAGUAGCUCCGAGAAAAACGAGUGGCUAAAGGCUAUCUUUACUGAAAUAAAGGGGUGUGUGGAUAGGAAAACAUUUCAGUUUGUUCCAAAAAAUCAGCCAAACAGAAUGGCCAAAUUAUCUCAGCGAAAUGGGUGCUUAAGAAAAAGUACAAAUCAAAUAUGGAACUGGAAAAAUUUAAGGCUAGAGUUGUAG
Blumeria graminis f. sp. triticale is the source of this 3381-nucleotide messenger RNA. NCBI's taxonomy places the organism in Eukaryota, Fungi, Ascomycota, Leotiomycetes, Helotiales, Erysiphaceae. The record is from the annotation of a GenBank genome assembly.